This is a messenger RNA of Pelodiscus sinensis (Chinese soft-shelled turtle), 2052 nucleotides long. RefSeq names its product aminocarboxymuconate semialdehyde decarboxylase (gene ACMSD). Gene Ontology annotation, cellular component: cytosol; cytoplasm. Lineage: Eukaryota; Metazoa; Chordata; Testudines; Trionychidae. Gene Ontology annotation, biological process: secondary metabolic process. Gene Ontology annotation, molecular function: carboxy-lyase activity; hydrolase activity. The record is from RefSeq and is a predicted model, not a curated record.
AACACUCUAUGUUAACAGCAAUCUGCUAUGCCAGGGAGCACAGUGAACUCAAGGUUAAUUAGAAAGCCUCUUUCUUAAAACAGUAAUUCUCGUGCGAUCCUUCAGAGAUGAAAAUUGAUAUUCAUAGUCACAUUCUACCUAAGGAAUGGCCUGAUCUAAAAGAGAAAUAUGGUUAUGGUGGAUGGGUUCAACUGGAACACCAUUGCAAGGGGGAGGCAAAAAUGAUGAAGGAGGGAAAGGUUUUCAGAGUUAUCCAAGAGAAUUGCUGGAAUCCAGAGGUUCGGAUUAAAGAGAUGAAUGAAUCAGGAGUCACUGUGCAAGCCCUUUCUACUGUUCCUGUAAUGUUCAGCUAUUGGGCCAAACCUCAGGAUACGUUAGAUCUGUGCCAAUUAUUAAAUAAUGACUUAGCUACUAUGGUAAAAAAGUACCCCAAGAGAUUUGUCGGCCUUGGCACAUUACCCAUGCAAGCACCAGACCUGGCUGUGAAGGAAAUGUAUCGCUGUGUGAAUGAGCUUGGCUUUCCUGGGGUGCAGAUAGGAUCUCAUAUCAACGAAUGGGACCUGAAUGCACCAGAAUUGUUUCCUAUCUAUGCCGCUGCUGAAUUAUUAAACUGUUGUCUGUUUGUGCAUCCCUGGGAUAUGCAAACAAAUGGAAGGAUGUCCAAGUAUUGGCUUCCCUGGCUUGUGGGCAUGCCAGGGGAAACAACCAUUGCCAUUUGCUCCAUGAUUAUGGGAGGAAUUUUUGAAAAUUUUCCUAAACUGAAAGUUUGUUUUGCCCAUGGAGGUGGUGCUUUCCCAUAUACACUAGGGCGUAUUUCCCAUGGAUUCAAUGUGCGUCCUGAUUUGUGUGCAGUGGAUAAUAAAGUUGAUCCAAAGAAAUACCUUGGUUCAUUUUACACAGAUUCACUUGUCCAUGAUCCUCGUGCCCUAAAGCUGCUAGUCGAUGUAAUAGGAGAGAUGGAGAAGUCAAGAGUUGAGCAGGAGACAAACAGAAGUCUCCAACUUACAAGUGACUGAAAAGCUUAAAAAAUAAAAUGGAUUGACCUGUUGACAAUACAGGGUUCAGUGAAGUCCUAAAGAAUGAAGAAUCUGUCCCUUGGAAUGCUGCCCACAUUUGUGUCAAUUUGUCUCUGCAAUCAAGCAUUUCAUAAAUGAACUGUAGUGAAAGCAAAUAGCCUUAGCAACUCAGUACUCAUGGGCACAGUUAAAACUUACAGAACAAACUAGGUAAAUAAAGAAAAACUGAGCAAAUGUAACCCACACAGCUAGUGGGUUGGUUCACUGUUACACAUAGUGUCACUUAGACCACUUCCAGUAGAGAUAUGAAUGAGUGAGUUCUACGGCCUAAGGCAAGCUAAGAGCCAGCUAGCCUUAUAGAUCAAGCUGUAGAGGCUCCUAUACUAAGCUCCUGUGGUCCCACAUUUGAAUCUGGCUGGUGGUGGUUAUACAAACAAAAUUAGACAUGAGUGUUAGGAACAGGUUCUUCCCCCCCUGCUGUGGACUCUUUAUCAGGCUCUGGUGAUAAGGGGGGGGGGCGUGGACUGACAGUCUAAGGAAUUCCACAAGCCCUGUGUACUACUCAAACUCAGCAACUGGCAGUGUUCCCUCUAAUUUUUUCUAUCCAUGUGCUGAUUAAAUUUUGUUAUGAGCACCAAGGCACGUGCAGAUGUGCAACAUCAGUAGAAAUACAUGCUGUCGCUUAGUAAUGGGUGCUCUGCUAAUCAGCUGGGUGGCAUUUGAAUUGGUCCUGGGCAGCUGCCCAAGAGCUUCGCUUAGAGGGAAUACUGGCCACUGUUGGGAUAGCUGAGGGCAGGAGCCAUACCAGAGCAGAAGGGAGAAUAGCCUGAGCAUUUUGUGUUCUAGGUAUUGAACUGGCAGCAGUGGGGAAGCUCCUGUAAAUUAGAGCAGCCCGUAAGUGUAGUCAUCUUUUCACAAUGGCUGAGUGGCACAUUCUUGUGGCCUUUAGCAAUUAGUGAACAAUUUUUAAAUCUGAUAUUUAACUUGUUUUAAGGAUUUGUAAUUGAUGUCAUUAAAGCUGUUAACCACUGUUAAA